Molecule: messenger RNA, 666 nt
Organism: Neoarthrinium moseri
Lineage: Eukaryota; Fungi; Ascomycota; Sordariomycetes; Amphisphaeriales; Apiosporaceae
Exons: 1
Coding region: 1-666 (221 amino acids)
Molecular function (GO): catalytic activity
Source: RefSeq, a predicted model, not a curated record
AUGGCCGCUCAACACCAUGACCCGUCCAGUCUCCUGAGCGCCCUCCUUUCUAUCAUCGAGAAUCACGUAGUACCGUUGACAGCUAAGGGUGUCUCGUCUGGGAGCAAAUUGUUUGGUGCCGCCAUUCUAUCAAAGUCAAGCUUGGCACCUCUAACCAUCGCCACUAACAACGAGCGCGUUUCCCCGCUGCUCCAUGGCGAGAUCAACUGCAUCCAGCAGUUCUUUUCAUCGCCGACAGUCCUAGACGGCUCUCCACGGCCAAAUACCAAAGACUGCAUCUUCGUGGCCACGCACGAGCCGUGCUCUCUGUGUCUUAGUGGCAUCACCUGGUCUGGCUUCGACAACUUCUACUACCUUUUCACCUACGAGGACAGCCGAGACCUUUUUGCCAUUCCGUAUGACAUCCAGAUUCUAGAGGAAGUCUUUCGUGUGAAGGUGGAAGGGGAUACGGAGGAGAGCCUCAGCAAGAGGGAUCUUUACAACCGAAGAAAUAAGUUCUUUACGGCGAAGAGUUUUGCGGACCUUGUUGCAGAGAUUCCGGAUGGCACCGAGCGCGAGAAGUGGACUGAGGAGGUUUCACGGGUGAAGGCUCUCUAUAACAACUUGAGCGAGACGUACCAAGAGGGGAAAAGAGAGGGCACAGAGAGUGCCAGCGUUUGGAAAUGA